ACAGAGAAGUGUAUAAAAGAAAGUGGUUAAUACCUAAGCUGAGCCAGUCUCUCUUGGACCUACUUUCAUUGCGCAUCAUCAUUCCUCAUCUCUGCUUCCUUCCACAUCGGAGCUACAAGAACAAGAUAAAAAGAAUAUCUGCAAGCAAGAGUUUCGCUCGAUUUAGCAGCAACAUGCAAUUCAGCAUCGGAGCAGUGAUGCUGGCCGUGAUUCUCCUGGGCCACGGCUGUCUCGGACAACGGCAACAAGAGCAACUGGACGUGAUAGAACCGGAGCAGCAGACGCAAGAGCGGAGGCCGCACGUGGCCAUCCUGAAGCAAAUCAACCAAAUCAACAAAGACGGCUCGUACACCUACGGUUUCGAGGCGUCCGACGGCAGCUUUCGAGUGGAAACGCGCGAUGUGAACGGCCAUGUAAAAGGACGAUAUGGGUACAUUGAUGAGUUCGGCGAAGUCAAGGCUGUGGCGUACGAGUCAGGUAAGGCACAGGGUUUCGCACCAAGGGGUCAGCACUUGCCUGCACUUCCACGGCCGUCAAAAAGCGGAGGAAACAUCGGCGAAGACGACGAAUUCGGUACGGAUGAAGAUUGGAAUAGUGUCGAUGCCGAUCAAGACGGAAUUCCGGAUAAACCACGCCCGAAGGAAGAGAGGCCUGUCGUUACAACUAAACCCCCCCGUACGACCCCGCGGCCAACUCGUCCAGCAGCUGUUUUCACUGCCGCUGAAGACGCCCCACAACCGGUUCGUCCACUACCUCGGCCAACUUUGAUUCCCGUUGAAGACAUGCCUCAAUCAUUGCGUCCUUUCCAGCCGUUCCAGCAGCAGAGGCCGCAAUUUCAGCCCCAACAGUUUCAAUUGCAGCCGCAGCAAUUUCGUUUCCAGCCACAGCCUCAAGAUGUCCAGCAGUUUCGCGACGACCGUCAACAGCAACGGUUUAGUGAGCCCAUUUUUCCAUCCCAAUUCCGUUCAAUACCAGCCGGAUUUCCUCAGCAGCGCAGCUUCGAUUCCGUUCCUUUCUCAUUCCAGCCGCAGCAGCCCAGAGAAUAGCUCUCAAAAUAUAAUCAAAUUCCAGGAGGAUACAUCGUAUAAGUUUUCAUUUUUUUUUUUUAGCACCACUGCGUGAUCAGCAUUCACCUUAGUAUAUACCUUUUGAUUCCCCCCCAUGUCCGUGUCCCCCGAAAUUGCACCUCAAAUCCUUAUGGCCAGUAUCAGUAUUACGCAAUCAUUUAUCGUUCAUCGUUCUACAAGCAUUUGAAAUAUACAUUAUUCUUCAAAGUUAA
Messenger RNA from Daphnia magna, 1279 nucleotides. Its product is annotated as mediator of RNA polymerase II transcription subunit 15. The transcript is spliced from 5 exons. Gene Ontology annotation, cellular component: chitin-based extracellular matrix. Bases 174 to 1046 code for a protein of 290 amino acids. Gene Ontology annotation, molecular function: structural constituent of chitin-based larval cuticle. The record is from RefSeq and is a predicted model, not a curated record. NCBI's taxonomy places the organism in Eukaryota, Metazoa, Arthropoda, Branchiopoda, Diplostraca, Daphniidae.